This is a messenger RNA of Cyclocybe aegerita, 318 nucleotides long. Lineage: Eukaryota; Fungi; Basidiomycota; Agaricomycetes; Agaricales; Hemipholiotaceae. The record is from the annotation of a GenBank genome assembly.
AUGAGGGGUCAUGUCAUUCAUUUUGGCCGGAUUGCUCACUUCGCCGCGAUGGGAAAAGAGCACAGGCCAACUGUUGGUUUCCAAGGAAUGAUGGCAACAGCUGGGCGGUGUUUGCUGAGAUUGGGGACGCCCACUCUCUCCCUUAUAUUCUGCCAUUCGUUUCAUCCAUCCUGUCAAGGUGCUUUGAAAGUCCUUUCCCCGACCUUUUCAUCACCACAGGCGCUGGCUGCUUUGUGGGAUAUUCAAACUUACCGUUCGACUAUAUCUCUAUAUCUACAAAGAUGCCUCGCCGUUCGCCGCCUUCUUCCCUUCGCCUGA